Messenger RNA from Sorghum bicolor (sorghum), 1415 nucleotides. RefSeq names its product membrane-anchored ubiquitin-fold protein 1. Gene Ontology annotation, molecular function: protein binding. The record is from RefSeq and is a predicted model, not a curated record. NCBI's taxonomy places the organism in Eukaryota, Viridiplantae, Streptophyta, Magnoliopsida, Poales, Poaceae. The transcript is spliced from 4 exons. Bases 510 to 866 code for a protein of 118 amino acids.
CUCCCGUUCCAGGACAAAACAAAACGCGGUCUUGGCUCGGCAGCCGAGACGAGGUGCCUUUGCCCACCUUUGCUCCCUCCCUCCCUCGCUUUCCAUCCUGUUGCGCGGCCGCGGCGCAGGUGCGGUUGGCCAUCACAGGCCAGCCCAGCAGACAAGCAGACGGACCCUCCUCCUCUGGCCCUGCUGCCUCCUCUUCUUCCUUUUCCCUCCCUUUGACCCACCACCGCCCCCCCUCUUCGGCUCUUCCCUUCUUCCCCCACUGUCGCCGCUCCUCGUCUUCUCCUCCCUCCCUCCACUUUGCUUCUUGUUCUUGUCCUCGAUGCUCGUGGGCGGGCUCCUAUGAUCCGCCCUCCGCCGCGGGUUUCUUGAUCCGUGCCCGGCCCAAGGAAGCGGACCCCGGCCAACGACGCUCCUGACAGAUUCGCCCUGCCGCCGCUCCCUUCGAUUCCGUCCUCCCCGUCCGCGGUGUUUAGGACCUCUGCAGCGUAGCAUCUGGUCCGUCCCUGGAGAUGUCCGGCGCCCAGGAGCAGUUCGAGAUCAAGUUCCGGCUGCCGGACGGCACCGACAUCGGGCCCAGGCGCUUCCCGCCGGCGUCCACCGUCGCCACGCUCAAGGAGACCAUCAUCGCCCAGUGGCCCAAAGAUAAGGAAAAAGGUCCUAGGACUGUGAACGAUCUUAAGCUUAUUAAUGCUGGGAAGAUACUAGAGAACAACAAAACCCUAUCAGAAUGCAAAAGCCCGAUUUGCGACUUCUCUGGGAUGACAACGAUGCAUGUUGUCGUCCGUGCACCAACUUCAAGCAAACAGUCUGAUAAAAGAGCAGCAAAGAAAGCGAAAGAUUUCAGGUGCGGUUGUGCCAUUAUGUGACAGCAUUGUGAAUAGUAGCAAAGAGAAUGUGGCUAUGUCAGUUUCCUCCACCCUUUUCUGCUCUUGCUAGAGUGUUGUAUUAUGUUCAAGGCGCUUUCUCCUUUUAUUUUGUUUUGAAGUAUCACGAGAAAACUUCAGCAGCUGUUAAGUGCCCUUUAAUCAUGAGUUUGCAUCAAGCACAAAAUUUGAUGGCAGCUGGCUGCUAUUUGCCCUUAAUCUUGAGUUAUGCCAAGCACACACUUUGAAGGCAGUCAUUAGUGUCUAGACUACGAUGUCUGUCUUAUCCAAUUGCCCAUGGUUUCACGUUCUCUUCUAUAUUUAUUAUGCUACUCCAGGUGACGUGUUUAAUAUAUGCCUUCCAUGCUAGAUGAACUUUUCGGAAUGGCAUUCUAACUGAUCAAUUUCUAUUAUGUACCACUAAAACCAAUUGUAAUCUGGUAUCUGAUCUGCCAUAAAUCAGUUUGCUGGCUAUAUGUUUGAGUCACAAUGACAUGUUUUGUAACUGUUGUUCAUACACGGAAACACGGAAUUAGUAGUCCAUUGCCUGUU